AUGGCUGACCACAGUCAACUGAUCGAGCAAUUCACCAACAUGACAGGUGUCGAAGCAACACAAGCUCAAUUUUACUUGGAGAUUGCUGGUUGGGAUCUCAAUUCUGCUGUGAGCGACUUUUAUGACAAUUCCGGUAGCUCAGAGCCUCAAAGAACUGCUACUACUUCUUCUUCUUCUGCUCCAGAGCCAUUUACUGCACCCACUAAAUCUGCAGCACCUUCUACCUUUCAACCUGGACCUUCCAAAAAAAAGGCGCAACCUUCCCGAAACAAUACAUCCAAGAUUCGUACAUUGAAUGACAUUGGAGCAGGCAAUCAUGAUGAAGAUUCAGAAGAUGAGGAGCGCGAAAGCUUUUUUGCAGGUGGUGAAAAAUCUGGCAUGGUUGUUCAGGGACCCAAUAAGAAGAGUGGAGGUAGCAGCUUGAUUGAUGAUAUCCUUAAAAAGGCAGCGGCAGGAGGAGUUGGUCCAGAAGAGGAUAAUGAAGCUGAAUCUAGUAGACCUGCUCCGUUUUCCGGAUCCGGUUAUACACUCGGAAGUGAUGACACACCCUCUCAGCAGAUCGGUACAGCAAAUCCCGCAUCCACUGAAGUACCCCAAGGACCUAUUACGCGUUAUUUGACUUUUUGGAGAAAUGGAUUCAGUGUGGAUGAUGGACCAUUGUUCCGUUAUGAUGAUCCUGCAAAUGAAGCAAUGUUAAGCGCUAUUAACAGUGGACGAGCACCCCUUUCUUUGUUAAAUGUCCAACAUGGACAGGCAGUGGAUGUACGUGUAGCUAAACGCCAAGAUGAGGAUUUUGUACCUCCACCCAAAAGCCCUCCAAAGCCAUUUGAAAGUGCUGGUCAUCGUCUGGGAAGUCCUGCUAGCUACAUUCCAUCUACACCUGGAGCCUUCCCCACAUCAUCUUCUGUAGAGGCACCCAGAGUAGAUGCUAGUCAACCUACAACAUCGAUCCAGAUCCGUCUCGCAGACGGUACUCGUUUGGUUGCAAAAUUAAACCAUACUCAUACUGUGGGAGAUAUACGUCAAUAUAUUGAAGCAUCUCAUCCUGAUCAGAGACCUUAUGUUCUCCAAACUACUUUCCCUGUCAAGGUUUUGGAAAACUCUAACCAGACUAUCAAGGACGCAGGACUUUUGAACUCUGUAGUUGUCCAACGUUACCAAUAA
Phycomyces blakesleeanus NRRL 1555(-) is the source of this 1164-nucleotide messenger RNA. RefSeq lists its product as hypothetical. Gene Ontology annotation, cellular component: nucleus; cytosol. Gene Ontology annotation, biological process: nuclear membrane reassembly; autophagosome assembly; Golgi organization. The coding region runs from base 1 to 1164 and encodes 387 amino acids. Gene Ontology annotation, molecular function: ubiquitin binding. NCBI's taxonomy places the organism in Eukaryota, Fungi, Mucoromycota, Mucoromycetes, Mucorales, Phycomycetaceae. The record is from RefSeq and is a predicted model, not a curated record. The transcript is spliced from 9 exons.